AUGCCAACUCCCCCCACAGACGUAGCCAACCUCUACAACAUUCUCGGCGCUGGUGAGCUCUCACGCCUCGACACCCACCCUGUAGAGCUCCUCGUGACUCUCCGCACAAUCAACGAAGCCCUUCCCCUUACACCCCAGCGGAUUGCCGACGUUGGAGGUGGUCCCGGAAAAUAUGCAUUUGCCCUCGCGGAUCAAGGACAUUUAGUCGAUCUUGUUGAUCUUAGUCCUGGGCUAAUCCAACUUGCUCAAAUCGAACAGGACAAGCGUAAGGCUGCUGGGAAGGAAAAUCUUCUUCAAAGCCUUUCAGUUGGAAACGUGCUAGACCCGACUAUUCUACAGCAUGGUAUCUACGAUGCUGUACUGCUCUUGGGACCCCUGUAUCACUUAGUAGAGGACUCGGAACGAGUAACAGCUGUCGCCAAUGCUGCGCGGCUGGCGAAGCCCAAUGGCGUACUUUUUGUAGCUUUCAUAAGCAUUGCGGCGCAUCUGAGAGAUAUUGCGAUGAGAGAGCCAGAGAGACUCAUUACAGACAAGGAAUUCUACGCCAAAUAUCUUCAGGACGGUCGAUAUGAGAAAUUCAAGCCUGGAAUCGGCAACGUCCACGGCUUUCACACGCAAGUGGGCAAUGUCAAAUUUUUUUUUACCGACAACUUCGCUGGCACGAUGGAGCUCAUGGAAUUGCGAUCGCAGGAAGGUAUCCUGGGUGGUAAUCUUGAUACUGCAUUAUCCAAGUCUCAGCCGCAGGUUCUUCAAGCGUGGGCGGACUUGAUGUACGAGAAGUAUUCUACUGGAGAGGAACAUCUGGGAUGUGCGGAUCAUUUGAUUGCUGUUUUAAAGAAGAGAAGCUAAGCUGCUAGAUCUUCUAUAUACCCAAACUAUUAUUA
This is a messenger RNA of Trichoderma atroviride IMI 206040, 884 nucleotides long. RefSeq lists its product as uncharacterized. Gene Ontology annotation, molecular function: S-adenosylmethionine-dependent methyltransferase activity. The record is from RefSeq and is a predicted model, not a curated record. NCBI's taxonomy places the organism in Eukaryota, Fungi, Ascomycota, Sordariomycetes, Hypocreales, Hypocreaceae.